Messenger RNA from Racocetra persica, 264 nucleotides. NCBI's taxonomy places the organism in Eukaryota, Fungi, Glomeromycota, Glomeromycetes, Diversisporales, Gigasporaceae. The record is from the annotation of a GenBank genome assembly.
ACAGAAAUACUCAAAUGGACAGAUUUAAUAUCCAUAGCCAUUUUUUUGAUGAGAAGGGUUAUUCACUAUUUCUCCUCUAUGAUGGCCAUGGUGAUGAAAGAUUUUCAAAGCAUGCAAAAGAACAUUUAGCAAAUCUGAUCGAAAAUGAUAUUGAAUUCAGUACUCAAAAUUAUGAAAAAGCAUUUAUUAAUGCUUUUAAAAAUGAAGAUGAACUUUUAAAAUUGACAUUUGGAUCCCGAGCAUUUGGUGGAACUACUGCUACAG